AUGCUGGAAGAUGGCAAGUUAGAGGGAGAUGAAAGCGUAGCCAUGACCCUAAAGAGGGCAGAGGAGUCCAAGAAAACGCCUCGGAUACAUGGUGUUUAUUAUCGUGCUCUAGCAACCGCUGGGGUGCUGGUAGUGAAUUUGUUUUUUAUCGGCCUCGCCGUUAGAUUCUCAAAGCUAUACACUGAGAAUGAUGGCUUUACACCAACUGCUUUAGUCUACCGAGGGAGUUGCACUCCAAUCAAUCGGUGGGAAACUGCGCUGAGUCUGAUGAUCAACAUUCUGAGUGAAGUCGCUCUGGGCGCUAGUAAUUAG
Molecule: messenger RNA, 312 nt
Organism: Penicillium verhagenii
Lineage: Eukaryota; Fungi; Ascomycota; Eurotiomycetes; Eurotiales; Aspergillaceae
Exons: 1
Coding region: 1-312 (103 amino acids)
Source: RefSeq, a predicted model, not a curated record